Molecule: messenger RNA, 678 nt
Organism: Gopherus evgoodei (Goodes thornscrub tortoise)
Lineage: Eukaryota; Metazoa; Chordata; Testudines; Testudinidae
Product: claudin-8-like
Exons: 1
Coding region: 1-678 (225 amino acids)
Biological process (GO): cell adhesion; bicellular tight junction assembly
Cellular component (GO): plasma membrane; bicellular tight junction
Molecular function (GO): structural molecule activity
Source: RefSeq, a predicted model, not a curated record
AUGGCCAGUGGUGUACUGCAAAUCGUUGGACUGGUAGUUGGAGGCAUUGGCUUAGCUGGGACUUUUGCAGUCACUGGCAUGCCUCAGUGGAGAGUAACUGCCUUCAUUGAAAACAACAUUAUAGUAUUUGAGACCAUUUGGGAAGGACUAUGGAUGCACUGCAUCAGCCAAGCAAACAUCAGGAUGCAGUGCAAAGUCUACGACUCCCUAUUGGCACUCUCACCUGAUCUACAGGCAUCCAGAGGACUGAUGUGCUCUGCUUCAGCACUCUCAUGUCUUGCUUUUAUGGUAGCCGUUAUGGGCAUGAAGUGCACUCAGUGCACUGGGAACAACAAGCAAAUCAAGGGUCACAUUCUGCUGGCAGCUGGAAUUCUCUUCAUCCUAUCUGGUAUCGUUGUGUUCAUCCCAGUGUGUUGGGUUGCCAAUAUCAUCAUCAGAGACUUCUACAAUCCAGUUGUCAAUGUAGCGCAAAAACGAGAACUUGGGGAAGCCCUCUACAUAGGCUGGGUAUCCGCAUUCUGUCUCAUCGCUAGGGGAGCAAUAUUCUGUUGUUUCUGCCGUUGUAAUGAGAAAACCAGAAACUACAGGUUCUCAGCGCCUUCACAUCAUACAUCUUACAAAACUCAUCAUAUGCAAAGGAAAACUGAAAGCUCGUAUUCCAAAAGUCAGUAUGUCUAG